This is a messenger RNA of Saxophila tyrrhenica, 915 nucleotides long. RefSeq lists its product as uncharacterized. The transcript has 3 exons. The record is from RefSeq and is a predicted model, not a curated record. Bases 1 to 915 code for a protein of 304 amino acids. Lineage: Eukaryota; Fungi; Ascomycota; Dothideomycetes; Mycosphaerellales; Extremaceae. Gene Ontology annotation, molecular function: S-adenosylmethionine-dependent methyltransferase activity.
AUGUCCCUCAACCCCCGCGCCCAGUCCGGCUUCCAGUCCGCCUCCACCUACGACGCCCACCGCCCCACCUACACCCCCUCCGUUAUCACCACCCUCCUCUCCAACCUCAACCUAGCCGGCGUCAAAAACGCCCGCAUAAUCGACCUCGCCGCCGGCACGGGAAAAUUCACCGAGGUUCUCGCGGCGAGGGACGAGGGGUAUGAAAUUUUGGCUGUCGAGCCGCAUGCGGAGAUGAGGAGGGUGUUGGAGGGGAAGGGGUUGAGGGGCGUUAAAGUGGUGGAGGGGAGGGGGGAGGAUUUGGGGGUCAUUGGGGAUGGGUGGGCGGAUGGGGUGGUUGUUGCGCAGGCAUUCCAUUGGUUCGCCAACAUGGACGCACUCCGCGAGAUCCACCGCGUGCUGAAGCGGCAUGCUGGGUUUGGUAUGGUGUGGAACGUCGACGAUUACAACGCGCCCCAAUCCCACCCCGCAACCACAAACUACGAAUCGGCCCUGCAAUCCCUCACCUGGAGCCUCGACGACACCGACUCCGCCCCCCGCUACCGCCACGAAGCCUGGCGAGGCGUCUUCGACCAGCAGUCCAAAUCAUCACCUCUCUCACUCAUCAUCGCUUCCUCUUCUGAACAGCUCUUCUCGCUCCCGUUAGCGGAGACGGAAGAGAAGUUCGAAGUCAGACUAACGAAGGAGGAGUUGUGGGAGCGGUAUGCGACGUUGAGCCAGGUUGCGAAUUUGGGGGAAGAGGAGAAGGGGAAGGUGCGGAGCAGGUUUAUGAGUAUUUUAGAGGGGGAGGAUGUGGAGGUUGAUGGGGAGGGAAGGGUGGUGUGUCAUGGGCAUACGAAGUGCGUGUGGACGGGCAAGAUUCCGGUGGAGGGGAGUGGGGAUAUUGGGGAUAUUGUCGGGACGCCACCGGCGGAAUAG